This is a messenger RNA of Melopsittacus undulatus (budgerigar), 325 nucleotides long. Its product is annotated as transmembrane protein 45B-like. The record is from RefSeq and is a predicted model, not a curated record. The annotation marks the transcript as partial. The transcript is spliced from 3 exons. NCBI's taxonomy places the organism in Eukaryota, Metazoa, Chordata, Aves, Psittaciformes, Psittaculidae.
UUCACCUCUGUUUGCUAUCUUUGGAGCUUGCUGUUUGCAUAUUUCUGGAAUUUUCUUCCGUGGCAGUAUUGUGCUAGAGAUGCUUCGUACAAGCCUUUGCAUAUUACAAGGCAGCUGGUUCUGGCAGAUUGGCUUUGUGCUUUAUCCUCCAAAUGGGAGGCCAGAGUGGAAUCAAAUGGAUCAUACCAAUAUGAUGUUCCUGACCAUGUGCUAUUGCUGGCAUUAUGCCUUUGCUUUUCUUAUACUUGCAGUCAAUUAUACAAUCGUCAACUGGGCAGUUCGUUCAAAGGUUAAACAGUCCCAGUCCAUGAAAUGGGAUUACUGA